AUGUUUCAGCCUCUUGAAAAUACCCCCGGGCCGAGGUCUAAGGCCUAUGACGAGUUCCCAGAGGGUUUCGAGCACCCCAAGAGCGGGUUUGAUUUCCACAUCUAUUACAUUCAGAAGAACCCCGCGGCAGUGAAGUAUGCCACGGAGCUUCACGGGCGUAUCAGGAAGGAGUUCCCAGAGCUCAAGAUCUUUGCCAUGAAUGACGGGCCGGUUGGGCCGCACCCCACUGCCUCGUUCGAGGUGGACACGACCACCCCGCACGAGACUGGCGCGUUCUUCUCCUGGCUUGCGGUAAACCGUGGCCCGUGCGAUGUCUUGGUUCACCCCAACACGAACGAUACUUAUAGGGACCACACGGAGCUAGCAACGUGGAUGGGGAGACAGUGGCCAAUUUAUGACGACCUCCUUCGUGGCAAUUGA
Molecule: messenger RNA, 420 nt
Organism: Coniophora puteana RWD-64-598 SS2
Lineage: Eukaryota; Fungi; Basidiomycota; Agaricomycetes; Boletales; Coniophoraceae
Exons: 5
Coding region: 1-420 (139 amino acids)
Source: RefSeq, a predicted model, not a curated record